Molecule: messenger RNA, 921 nt
Organism: Drosophila serrata
Lineage: Eukaryota; Metazoa; Arthropoda; Insecta; Diptera; Drosophilidae
Product: alpha-tocopherol transfer protein-like
Cellular component (GO): membrane
Molecular function (GO): phosphatidylinositol bisphosphate binding
Source: RefSeq, a predicted model, not a curated record
AUGCGACGUCCGCUCUCGCCGACCCUGGCCAAGCUGGCCGAGAAGGAGGUGAAUGAGACACCCGAUCGGAUUCAGCAGGACAUCAUUAUCCUUAGAGUAUGGAUACGUCAGCAGCAGCAUUUGCGUGCUCGCACGGAUGUUGAUUUUUUGAUUGCUUUCCUCCGACGCUGCCGGUAUAGUCUGGAGGAGACCAAGCGAAGGAUUGAUCGUUACUUCACCCACUACAACCUAUUCCCGGAGAUCAUGAAUAAUCGAUGUGUGACACAACGACUGCUGGACAUCAAUCGAUUGGGAGUGUGCCUGUAUCCUGACAUGCCCAAGGGCGACAGUCGCACUGCCAUAUUCAUUGCCCGCUUUGGACACUUUGAUCCCAACCUGUUUAUGCUGCGUGAGAUCUAUCACUUCUCCUCGAUGGCCAUGGAGGUGAUAGCCUUGGAGAAUGACUAUGCCUCACUGGCUGGGAUCUGUGAAAUCAUAGAUUUGGAGGGCGUUAAUUCAGACAAGAUGAGGCGCUUUGACAGGGUUCUCUUUCGCAAGUGGUGGAAUUGGUUGUACAAUUGCAGUCCCCUGAAGGUGAAGGAAAUGUACAUUAUCAACAUGCCCAAGGAUAUUCAGGGCACUGUCAUGUUUCUCUACAAUGUGCUCAGCAUGCAGGUCAACUAUCCGAUACGCGUCCUGAAGAACAGCGAGGAGCUGAUCGAGCACAUUGGCAAGGAUUCGCUGCCGGAGGAGUAUGGUGGCACCAAUGGCCACAUGGGCGAGUGCAUGGCCUAUAUGGAGGAUCUCCUAAACAGCUAUCGCGGCUACUUUGAGCAGGAUUGCAACUAUGGCACCAUUGAGGAGCUGCGUCAUGGAGAGAUUGCCACCUAUGAGGCGGAAUUUGGGGUCAGCGGAUCCUUUCGCCGCCUUAAUUGGGAUUAA